UACAUUAAUACAUCAAUUUAAAGUUUUUAAACAGCCUAAAAGAGUUUACUAUUUUAAACAAGCCGCAGUAGUUUCGCUGCGAAUACCUUGUAAGCGCAUAUAUAAUUAAUAUACUUGAUCAAAAUAUGCUAAAUACGAUUGAGUAUUGGUGUACUUUGGGAAAUGUAUAAUGAUAUCGUAUAAAAACGGAAUCUGGAAACACUUCUAAAAGUUAAUGGGAAACCACCUUUGGCCAGUUUACGGGAAAUACCCUUCAUCUUGGCUUGUUUAAUUAUAAUCUUCUUCCUUAUACUUACCUAAUAUGUAUCGUCUGGCGUAAGACCUUAAGCGCUAUGUGUCUGACAGUUAAAAAUUUAUACUUUUAUUUAUAUUAUAUGGAACAACAGUUUGUAUUUGCCUUCUAAACUCUCAGAUUUGUUUAAAUUUAUCUGAAAUAUUGCUGAAUAUAAUUGCUCGUCAAAAAAAUGGCAGUUCCAAGUGAUCGUUUCUACAAUUCAGAUGAAAUUUAUUUGUCUGAGUUUGAUUUCAAUAAUCCAUUAGGGGCUGGUGGUUUUGGAGUAGUAGUUCGUGCAUUUCACAAAAAACUUGGGGUUGUAGCAAUCAAGUGUCUUGACGAUGAAUCUGCAACUAAAAAUUUUUCCCCUGAAAAAUGGAUUCAGAAGUUACCAAUGGAGAUACAGGCACUCCAGUCACUGAAUCAUUAUAACAUUGUACGCAUGCAUGGCUUAACUAUAUGGAAUAAUUAUCUGGGUGUCAUUCUGGAUUACCAUCAAGUUGGGAACUUGCACAGUUUGCUGGAUAAAACAAACCCAGCCAUGCAAGAUCCUAUUCAAAUUUCCAUGCAACUUAAAAUAAGAAUUGCAAUUGACAUCGCCAGUGCCUUGUGCUUCUUACAUGCAUUUGACAAGAAAAAGCGAAUGGUCCACGGUGAUAUGAAGCCGUCUAAUGUGUUAUUAGACAAUACAUUGCAUGCAAAACUUAUUGAUUUUGGCACAACAGUAAUUGAGGCUCACACAACAAAGAAAAAAGCAUCAACAUCUUCAAAACAAACACAUAAAAACGAAAAAGGAGCUUACACAAUUUGUUACUGUGCACCAGAAUUUUUAGAAAACCCAUUUAAAAGAAAUAAAUGUCAAGAUGUCUACAGCUAUGGAAUGAUUUUAUACCAGAUUUUGAGUGGAAAACCCCCUUUUAGUCACAUUCAAGAGGAAGAACAUAUUAGGAAUGCUGUGAAAAAUAAACAGCGACCUGAACUAGAAAGAGAGAAAUUGCUUCAACCUCGUGAUCGUGAAAUAUCUGACUGCUUGGACAAAGUUAUGAGAAGGUGUUGGGGACAUGAAGAAAAAAACAGACCUCAAAUAUUCGAUGUUAGAGAGAUACUGGAGCAAACUUUCAUGUCUGGUGAUGAUAACAUGGGGUAUGAGCUUGCCAAUGAGGCGUUGAAUAUUGUAAGAAAGCUGCAUGUUAAAUUGAUAACACCAAUGCCGACAAAAGACAGAAAACUGUCUGAAUUUAUUAAGGCGGAAAAUCCAAUAAAUGCAUCCACGUUACCACCAGCUUAUUCAUCUGUUGAAUCUCAAAGUUUAAUUGAAAGCCCAAAAAAUGACUUGAAAGUAACUGGAGGGACAACUGAACACUCUAAACCAUUCGAUGCUUAUGAAGACACUGCACCAAAGCCAUUAUACGUGAAUGCACCAAAACCUGAAGAACAAGCCGAGAAAGAGAACAAGAGUACACUAAAUAUUGAUGAGCGAAAGGAGUUGAGCAGUGAAAGAAAACCUGAUGUCCAGAGUGACCAACUAAGAAAAACAAAAGUAGAGUUUUCAGAUCCACCCCUGCAGUUCCAGGAACCUUUAUUUUCACAGCAAUACAAAACAGAACACGAAGCAUUUGGAGAUCAAGCAUACAUGGGCCAUGAAUUAACGAAGAUGUCAGGAAACUCAAAGAUAAUAAACAAAGAGUUUACAUCAAAUAUUGGUCGCUCGACAAAUCUAGACACUCAUCCCAGCACUAUGCUGCAAAGCCCAACAGCUAUACAAGCACCAGUAAGUCCCAGUUUGGAUAUAAGUGAGAGCACUAGUAUACGAACUGAUCAGUUUGGAAUGGGCAUGAACACCCAUAAUCUGUUGUUGCUUGAUGAUGCAUCUAAAAAUAUAAAUGAUGGGAAGUAUGAAGAAGCAAUUAAACUACUAAAUCAAUACAAAGUAGUGAAGGGUGAACCCUAUGAACAACUCUGUGUUACUUUCCGUGUCGUAUUGUGUCAUUCCAAACUAAUGCAUCCAGAUGCCAAUAAGUUGUUUGAGCAAGCAUUGGAGCAGAUUAAAAGAUUACCAAAGAACUCUAUGUUUGGGGAUAGGUUAUACCAGAUGGGGGAGCUGUAUAGGAGUAAAGCAAUGGAAUCCAGAGCAAUGUUUCUGUACAAAGCAGCAGUUGAUGUUUACGUUGAAGCAGCCGGCACAGUAGGUACGAGGAUUAACUUCAAAGGAAUCAUGAGUUGUUUUACGGGGAUGAAGCAAAAUGAUAAGCAAGGAACUGGAGGAACGGUGGGGAGAGACGGAAACAUUGAAUUUUUUCGCUCGAUGUUGCAAAAGGUCAACGGGGAGUUCAAAAUGCAUCGUGGACUGGCAGAGAGUUUAUCAUCAGGGUAUUACUACCUUGCAUGCUGUUACUCGGGGAGAGGAGAUUACAAAAAAGCAAGUCAUUAUAAUAAGCGUUCUGUCCAGAUAAUGAAGGAUGCAUACCCGGAUUCAUACAGAAAAUAUUACGUGGUUGGGUAUUCCAUGCAUAAUCUUGCAAAUAACCAGGACAACUUGGGAAAUUAUCAGGCAGCAUUAGAGUACUACAAAAAAGCAACAGAGUAUAUGGAUCAGGCAAUAGACUGGGAUUCUAAUGAAGAGAAAGUUAGAAAUAAAGAACACACCAAGAGGUGCAUGACACAACUUGAAGAUAAAAUGAGGGCGAUGGGUGAAAGCUAAUUUAUGGGAUACUGUAAGACAUUUGACCCACUUUAAAAGGCACAGUAAUAUGGUAUGUAGUCUUUUUUCAAAGUUUCGUUCACAAAAAUCUGUAUUUUAAAAAUUCACAUUGCUUAAAAACCAAUGAAGUAAAUGAACAAAAUCCAAUGAAACAAUACACUUGGACUUUAAAAAGACAUUUAUAUUAUCAAUUAUUUAAACCAUUGUGCUUUAAUUUUAAAUGUAUAAUGUACUUUAACACGUGAUUCACACGCCUACAUAUUGAAGUAAUGAAGGUAUUGUAGCAUUGUUAAUCAAGUAUAUUUAGUAAUGAAUGAGUAUGCGGAAAUAACACAGGAAAGAGAG
Molecule: messenger RNA, 3320 nt
Organism: Ciona intestinalis (vase tunicate)
Lineage: Eukaryota; Metazoa; Chordata; Ascidiacea; Phlebobranchia; Cionidae
Biological process (GO): protein phosphorylation
Molecular function (GO): ATP binding; JUN kinase kinase kinase activity; protein binding
Source: RefSeq, a predicted model, not a curated record